This is a messenger RNA of Trematosphaeria pertusa, 1813 nucleotides long. RefSeq names its product carbohydrate-binding module family 35 protein. The record is from RefSeq and is a predicted model, not a curated record. NCBI's taxonomy places the organism in Eukaryota, Fungi, Ascomycota, Dothideomycetes, Pleosporales, Trematosphaeriaceae. Gene Ontology annotation, biological process: carbohydrate metabolic process. The transcript is spliced from 4 exons. Bases 119 to 1360 code for a protein of 413 amino acids. Gene Ontology annotation, molecular function: hydrolase activity, hydrolyzing O-glycosyl compounds.
CCUAUCUCCAAACUCACUAACUACUAGGAUGUGGAAAGCAACUCUCCUCGCGCUUAGCCUUAGCGCAACCGCCACCGUCCACGCAGCAAACUCCUGGAUCGUCCCCGGCGCGGGAUAGAUGUCCACGUCCGGCACCAAAAUUGAUGCUCAUGGUGGCAUGGUGCUCCAGCGUGGAGAUACGUUUUACUGGGUUGGACAGAGCGCUUCGCAUAACGAACAACCCUACAUGUACACCAGCACGAACCUGCUCGACUGGACGCCAUGCGCGAAUCCCCAGAACGCCAUCCAAUACAUGUGGCGCCCGAAGCUCGCGAAGCCCAACGGCUCGUGGUGGAUCUACGGGCAAGUAGAUCGGAACGUGCAGGCGCUGAAGUCGUCGACUAUCAACGACAACUACGCCGUUUCCGGGGGCAAAGUAACCCUUCCACCGAACGGGUAUACUUAUUCCGACACCGGCAUGUUCCUAGACGACGACGACCAGACCUGGUACCUCCUCACCAGCGCCGACCACAACAACGUGCAGAUCAACCGCAUCAACGCCGACGGCGCCAUCGGCGACCGCGUCAACGUGCUCGCCAAGGGCGCCUACGAAGCCCCCGGCAUGUUCAAAGUAAACGGCAUCUACUACCUCAUUGUCAGCGGGAAAACCGGCUGGCGCAGCAAUCCGAACCAGAUGUUCUGGGCGGAGAAGCUGGUCGGUGGGAGCUGGAACGGGCCGUAUGGUAUUGCGCCUGAGGUGCAGAAAACGUAUAACUCGCAGAACACGUUCGAGCUUGCUAUUAAGGGGAGUAGUAAGACUACUUAUGUCUAUAUGGGCGAUAGCUGGGACUCUAAAGGCGGGCCGGAUAGUAACUACGUCUGGCUCCCUAUUAGCGUGGAUACGGCGGGCAAGAAGGUAUCGCUCGACUACCACGCGCAGUGGCGAAUCGACGUCCGCACGGGGGAGGUUAGCGUGCCGGCGCUGAAGCGGAGGUACGAAGCGGAGCGGGCGGAGGUCAUUGGCCGCGCUGCAGUUGCAGAGUGCGCGCACUGUGGGACUAAGCGCGGUGUGCGGGGGUUUUCCCAUUCCAGCACCGUAACGUUCCGCAACGUCACGGGCCUGGGCGGCUUGCAGUGGGUGCAGCUGCAUUAUCGCGUUCGCAAUGGUGAGGGGGGCGAGCAGGCAGCGCAGGCGCAUGUAUCCGUGAACGAGGGGCCAGUGGUCAAUGUGUCGAGCUUGAAUCAUCGCGCGGGGUGGCAGGAUGUUGUGCCGAUUCAGUUGGAGCUUAGAGAAGGGAGUGGGAAUACGAUUACGUUUGGUGUUAGCGGGGAGGCGGAGGAGGCGGUGGUGUUGGACGGGAUUGAGGUUGUUGAGGAUUAAGGAUUGAGAGGGAUUGAUGAUGGAGGGGAGGAGUUGCGAUGGAGUGGAUAUAAUGGAGCGAUGCGAUGUCCUUCAACCAACCCUAGCCACGCGGUCGAUAAUCCAAGGUAUCCAUCACCCUCCCCUCCCAAUCACCAAACCACGCUCACCGCCUCCUCCGUGCUCCAAUCCCACUCUCCCCACGGCUCAACACUCCCUUGCGCCAGGCAGUCCCCGUCCCAAUCCGACUCGCAUUCCGCAUCGCCGCCCAGUCUCCCACAAGGAAUUUCACACGCACACUUCGGCGGAUAAUGCUCCGCCGGAUCCCAAAUCAUCCCCUGCGCAACCGCUUCCUGCAACCCAAUCGUCCCAAUCCUCUCAAUGUGCGCCUCCCCCGCAAAUCCCUCCUCCACAUCCCCGCCCUCAAAGAUCCUCAUCCAUUUCUCGCGCACCCAUGGCUGCAUGCCGCCCUGC